AUAAACUAAAAUACUGUUCUUCAUUUUUUGUUACUAUCAAUCAUCACUACAGUCAUGAUCAAAAGUAAGUACACCCUCAUUUUUAUCAGAACUUCUCUCCUUCCUCAUGAAGAUUUUAUCAACCUGCCUCUGAUUUCACCUCAGAGCUUCUACUUCCUGGUUCUGUUGCUCUGAAGGAAAAAACUACAAGCCAGGUGGACUGUGACGUCAUCAGUAACGCAACAUCCGUCACAUUUACUUUCGGUUUGAAUUUACCUGUUCAGGUGCGGCGUCAGUCUGUUAGUUGGGUCUCAGUCUGUUGUUUAAAUUUUCUUCUUUAACUCUUUGGAUCGUUUGAACAAACUGUGAAGGUAGAAAGUGUGUGUGAGCUGAUGUGAAUUCAGCAGCAUGGAUCAGUGUGAGGACAGAGAGGAGGGAGUCCCUCCCUCUAAAACCACUCUGUGUGGGGAAGAUGAGAGCCAGAGCAAAGGUCAGAGGAUCCAUGAGAGACCAGAACCAGAACCAGAACCCAGCUGUGUGUCCUUGAAGAGCGACAGGUCAAAGGGUCUUCUCAUUGGAUUUAAAUCUCCUGGAUCUCCACCAUCAGAGAGAGUGGACCAGAAAAGCUCAGAGGUUCCCAGUGGUCCAUCUGCCCAGCAGCAUCAAGCACAGCUGGACUCCAUAUUUAUGCUGCUGGAGGACAAUAUUGUCACUUUUGUGAAGAAAGAACUGAAGAAGAUCCAGAAAGAUCUGAGUCCAGAUUACCCAGAACAUUCAGAGAGUCAGAGAGAUGACGAUGUGUUGGAAGCUGAUGAUGAAGAACAGAGGAGGAGCAGCAGAGAGGCAGUGAUGAAGAUCACACUGAACUUCCUGAGGAGGAUGAAGCAGGAGGAGCUGGCUGACUGUCUGGAGAGCAGAUAUUUUGCUGCAGUUUGUCAACAUCACCUUAAAUCUGGUCUGAAGAACAAGUUCCAGUCUGUGUUUGAGGGGAUCGCUAAAGCAGGAAGUCCAACCCUUCUGAACCAGAUCUACACAGAGCUCUACAUCACAGAGGGAGGGACUGGAGAGGUCAAUGAUGAACAUGAGGUCAGACAGAUUGAAACAGCAUCCAGGAAACCACACAGACCAGAAACAACAAUCAGACAAGAAGACAUCUUUAAAGUCCCACCUGGAACAGAUCAACCAAUCAGAAGAGUGAUGACAAAGGGAGUGGCUGGCAUUGGGAAAACAGUCCUAACACAGAAGUUCACUCUGGACUGGGCUGAAGACAAAGCCCACCAGAACAUCCAGUUCAUAUUUCCAUUCACAUUCAGAGAGCUGAAUGUGCUGAAAGAGAAAAAGUUCAGUUUGGUGGAACUUGUUCAUCAUUUCUUUACUGAAACCAAAGAAAUCUGCAGCUUUGAACACUUCCAGGUUCUGUUCAUCUUUGAUGGACUGGAUGAGAGUCGACUUCCUCUGGACUUCCACAACAAGGAGAUCCUGACUGAUGCUACAGAGUCCACCUCAGUGGAUGUUCUGCUGACAAACCUCAUCAGGGGGAAACUGCUUCCCUCUGCUCUCCUCUGGAUAACCACACGACCUGCAGCAGCCAAUCAGAUCCCUCCUCAGUGCGUUGGCAUGGUGACAGAGGUCAGAGGUUUCAAUGACCCACAGAAGGAGGAGUACUUCAGGAAGAGAUUCAUAGAUAAGCAGCAGGCCAGCAGGGUCAUCUCCCACAUGAAGACAUCACGAAGCCUCCACAUCAUGUGCCACAUCCCAGUCUUCUGCUGGAUCACUGCUACAGUUCUGGAGGAUGUGUUGGAGACCGGAGAGGGAGGAGAGCUGCCCAGAACCCUGACUGAGAUGUACAUCCACUUCCUGGUGGUUCAGACCAAAGUGAAGAAGGUCAAGUAUGAUGGAGGAGCUGAAACAGAUCCACACUGGAGUCCAGAGAGCAGGAAGAUGAUUGAGUCUCUGGGAAAACUGGCUUUUGAUCAGCUGCAGAAAGGAAACCUGAUCUUCUAUGAAUCAGACCUGACAGAGUGUGGCAUCGAUAUCAGAGCAGCCUCAGUGUACUCAGGAGUGUUCACACAGAUCUUUAAAGAGGAGAGAGGUCUGUACCAGGACAAGGUGUUCUGCUUCGUCCAUCUGAGUGUUCAGGAGUUUCUGGCUGCUCUUCAUGUUCAUCUGACCUUUAUCAACUCUGGGGUCAUCUUGAUGGAAGAAACACAAAGAUCUAAGAAGUCUACAUUAUUUAAUAAGUCUGACCUAAAAUCUCUCCAUCAGAGCGCUGUUGACCAGGCCUUACAGAGUCCAAAUGGACACCUGGACUUGUUCCUCCGCUUCAUCCUGGGACUUUCACUGCAGACCAAUCAGAGACUCCUACAAGGUCUGCUGACAGAGACAGGAAGUAGCUCACAGACCAAUCAGGAAACAGUUCAGUUCAUCAAGAAAAAAAUCAGUAAAAAUGUGUCUGCAGAGAAAAGCAUCAAUCUGUUCCACUGUCUGAAUGAACUGAAUGAUCGUUCUCUAGUGGAGGAGAUCCAACAGUCUCUGAGUUCAGGAAGUCUCUCCACAGAUGAACUGUCUCCUGCUCAGUGGUCAGCUCUGGGUUUCAUCUUAUUGUCAUCAGGAAAAGAUCUGGAUGUGUUUGACCUGAAGAAAUACUCUGCUUCAGAGGAGGCUCUUCUGAGGCUGCUGCCAGUGGUUAAAGCCUCCAACAAAGCUCUACUGAGUGUCUGUAACCUCUCAGAGAGAAGCUGUGAAGCUCUGUCCUCAGUUCUCAGCUCCCAGUCCUCCAGUCUCAGUGAACUGGACCUGAGUAACAACAACCUGCAGGAUUCAGGAGUGAAGCUUCUCUCUGCUGGACUGAAGAGUCCAAACUGCAACCUGGAAACUCUCAGACUGAGUGGCUGUAACGUCUCAGAGAGAAGCUGUGAAGCUCUGUCCUCAGUUCUCAGCUCCCAGUCCUCCAGUCUCAGAGAACUGGACCUGAGUAACAACAACCUGCAGGAUUCAGGAGUGAAGCUUCUCUCUGCUGGACUGAAGAGUCCAAACUGCAACCUGGAAACUCUCAGCUUAUCAGGCUGUUUGGUCUCAGAGGAAGGCUGUGCUUCUCUGGCCUCAGCUCUGACCUCCAACCCCUCCCAUCUGAAAGAGUUGGACCUGAGCUACAAUCAUCCAGGAGACUCAGGAGUGAAGCUGCUGUCGGCUGGACUGAAGGAUCCACACUGGAGACUGGAAGCUCUCAGGGUGGAGCCUGCUGGAGUCCCAUUCUUGACACCAGGUCUGAGGAAGUAUUCCUGUCAUCUCACCAUCGACACAAACACAGUGAGCAGAAAACUCAAACUGUCUGAAGACAACAGGAAGGUGACAUGUGUGAAGGAGCUUCAGUCAUAUCCUGAUCAUCCAGACAGAUUUGAUAACUGGGAUCAGCUGCUGUGUAGAACUGGUCUGACUGGUCGCUGUUACUGGGAGGUCGAGUGGAGAGGAGAUGUUGAGAUAUCACUGAGUUACAGAAGAAUUGGGAGGAAAGGAGACAGUGGAAACUGUUGGUUUGGAAAUAAUGAUCAUUCCUGGAGUCUGAGCUGCUCUGAUGUUGAUGGUUACACUGUCUGUCACAAUAACUUAGAAGAUGAUCUCUCCUCCUCCUCUGUCUCUAACAGAGUAGCAGUGUAUGUGGACUGUCCUGCUGGCAUUCUGUCCUUCUACAGAGUUUCCUCUGACUCACUGAUCCUCCUCCACACCUUCAACACCACAUUCACUGAACCUCUGAUUCCUGGAUUCUGGCUCAGUUCUGGUUCCUCAGUGUUUCUGUGCUGAGUUGAGUCUAAAGAGUCUAAAGAUUUUCCUCCUGUCAGAGAAACUCUCUCACUGUUGAACAGAUAGUUCAGUCUCUACAAUCUAUUUCUUGGUGAAACAAUUCUGAUUGAGUCUUUGGAAACUUUUUCUUCUUCCAGUCCUUUAAAGAUGGAAGCUGGGAUUAUUCCAGGAUUAUUCCAGGAUUAUUCCAGGAUUAUUCCAGGAUCCUCAUGUUUUUCUGUCUGUUUCCAGUCAAAGCUUCACACUGAAUAUCAAGAUGUUGUUUCUCUUAUUUUUUACUUUCAUUCAUCAGAUUUCAUUGAAAUGUUGAUCAGUUUUUCUCAAUCACUGAUCAUUUUCUGUUUCUAUCGGCUCCUAUUUUUCUCAACAUGUCAGAUUUGAAUAUUAAAUCUUCCUUUUGUAAAUUUGCUGCAGUUUUUCUUCAUGUGUUUUAAAUAAAAACAUUUUUCUUCUGCA
Xiphophorus couchianus (Monterrey platyfish) is the source of this 4236-nucleotide messenger RNA. Its product is annotated as NLR family CARD domain-containing protein 3-like. Bases 388 to 3780 code for a protein of 1130 amino acids. Lineage: Eukaryota; Metazoa; Chordata; Actinopteri; Cyprinodontiformes; Poeciliidae. The record is from RefSeq and is a predicted model, not a curated record. Gene Ontology annotation, molecular function: protein binding. The transcript is spliced from 11 exons.